Brassica rapa (field mustard) is the source of this 1251-nucleotide messenger RNA. Its product is annotated as E3 ubiquitin-protein ligase EL5. Gene Ontology annotation, biological process: ubiquitin-dependent protein catabolic process. The record is from RefSeq and is a predicted model, not a curated record. Gene Ontology annotation, cellular component: nucleus. Lineage: Eukaryota; Viridiplantae; Streptophyta; Magnoliopsida; Brassicales; Brassicaceae. Gene Ontology annotation, molecular function: ubiquitin protein ligase activity.
AUAAUUUGGAACAAAAAAAUUCUUCAAAAACGUCAUAUAUAGAAAAACGGAGGGAGUAUUAUUUAUUGGCUGGGUCCUAAUUUGAAUAGCCAUGGCCUGCUUCGUAUAUCCCUUACCAACGUUAUAUAAAUGAAAAACGUUGUUUUUGUUUUGUGGAGACAAUAACGUUAGUUAUGUUACUUUGUUUGAAUUUUGUACGAGAGGUAGGAAAAUUGACUACGUUAAAUGUGUGUUGAGCGGGUUUGUUGUUGUACCAGAUUUUUAUAUUAUUAAUAACUGUAAACGAGCUUUUUGUUAGUUAAUAAACUAAUUUGAUCUAAAGCUAAGCUCAAUUCUCUCCAUUAUAUAAAUAAAACGUAGACUGGAGAAUUCUAAUGACCAGUGACCAUUUUGAAACAUUUAAUGAUUAGUCAAUUGACGAACCAUUCGAUCAAAAUUGACGAUUUUUUAUGUACGUGCUUCGAAGCUACAAAAAAAAAAUAUUAUAUCGCCGCCGUUACGCCCCAACACUUUGAAUCAAGACCGUCCGUUUCAUCAAGAUAAACCUUUAUAAAUACACACCUUCAGACAGAGCUUUGUUAGUUGUGCCAUAAUCUUCAAAACACUUUCUCUGAGAAUGUUUCUCGAGUCUGUGAUUAGAUUCUCCCAGUUGAUCGGCGAAUCCCUCAUUAUCGCCACCGUCGUCGUCUUCUCUCUCCGUCUCUUCCUCAGACUCGCUUGUUUCCUCGCUAGCCGUCCGUGGCGUCGCUACCGUACAUUCACCAUUCGCCGCCGGAGAUGGGGGAAGAGAACGGCGGAGGAAGAUGACUCGUCGCCGUACUGUUCUAUUUGCCUUCAAGAUGCGGCCGAGGGAGAGAAGAUGAGGCGGUUAACGGCGUGCAGCCACUGUUUCCACGCCGGCUGCAUCGACCCGUGGCUGGAGAAACGGUCCACGUGUCCUCUGUGCAGAGCUCAAGUCCCGCCGGUGCCGACGGGAAACCCUCUGCUUGCGUUGAUUGUUCCUCCCGGCGUGAUUGAGUUAUUCACGAAAGGAACCUUCGCCUCCGAUGCGUAGGCUUUUUAGCUAUGUAGUCGUCAUUACAUUUGUUCUUUAAUUAAUUAAAAGGCUUAAACUUAAGUUUAUCGAUAUUUUACCACAUUUGUCGGCAAUGUCUUCUUUGGAAUACAGACAUACGCAGUUGCCAAUCAAUGUAUUCAUUGUACUGUCACACUGAAAUUAAUGGCGCAAAUUAUCCGAAUUAGGACGAAAUA